Trichoderma reesei QM6a is the source of this 948-nucleotide messenger RNA. RefSeq lists its product as uncharacterized. Gene Ontology annotation, cellular component: nucleus. Bases 1 to 948 code for a protein of 315 amino acids. Lineage: Eukaryota; Fungi; Ascomycota; Sordariomycetes; Hypocreales; Hypocreaceae. The record is from RefSeq and is a predicted model, not a curated record. The transcript has a single exon.
AUGAGCUGCUCGUGUCGCUUCGUCACAUGGCGGACGUUUGCGCGGGGUCUCGCCCAGAUUCACCGAUCCGACAAUCUCUCUGCGGCGGCGCCGCUUCGAUGGCCGACUCGGCAGCUGGUGAUGCUGCCGGGGCAGAGCCGUGGACUGCAUGCCUCGGGAUAUAGGAGACAGGAGGAGGCGGCUGCUGCGAAAGGACAUGAUGAGGGGGAAUCUCGGAACACAAAAGCUGAGGAUGGGCGAUCAGGCGCAACGGAGGCACUGAACGAGGCGGUCGCCGAUGCGAAUGAACAGCCGGGCGAGAAGAUACGGGCUAAAAGGGACGGAAAGAAGAAGUUUUCCUCCGCUGCUACAGAUGGCAAAGGCGACACACGAAACACAACGCCAAGAGGAAAACGGGAACGAAAAGCCAAACCAUCAUUCGCGGAAGACAAUUCGCCCGAUGCCACCGGCCAGCAACAGCCCUCCAAGCCCGGGCCGCGCACCCAAGAGCCGUGGAAGCUCCACAAGGCGGCUUUGAAAGAAAAGUUCCCUCAGGGCUGGCAGCCGCGCAAGCGGCUCUCGCCCGACGCCCUGGCGGGGAUCCGGGCGCUCAACGCGCAGUUCCCAGACGUGUACACGACGGCGGCGCUGGCGGACAAGUUCCAGGUGUCGAGCGAGGCGAUCCGGCGGAUCCUCAAGAGCAACUGGCGGCCGUCGGCGGACGAGGAGGAGGAGCGGCAGCAGCGCUGGUUCCGGAGGGGCAAGCAGGUGUGGGAGCAGAAGGCGGCGCUGGGGAUCAAGCCGCCGCAGCGGUGGCGGAUGGAGGGCAUCGCGCGGGAUCCGGGGUACCACGAGUGGAGCAAGAGGGCGAGCCAGCGGGAGAGGGAGUGGGAGGAGGAGGAGGUGGCCAAGUAUCGGGCCUAUCGGGAGAGGAUGAAGAAGAAGGCGGAGGGCAAGGGGAGGCAAUGA